This is a messenger RNA of Amborella trichopoda, 2063 nucleotides long. Lineage: Eukaryota; Viridiplantae; Streptophyta; Magnoliopsida; Amborellales; Amborellaceae. The record is from RefSeq and is a predicted model, not a curated record.
AGCCGAAAUGUCAUUUUUGAAUAGUAAAACGACUGGUCGCUAUAGUUAAAAUGGGCCUUCUACAGUAAAUCCCAUGCAUUACCCAUAUUCCACCCAAAAAUAAGCUGGAUCUAUAAAUAUAUGUUUUUUUUUUUAUCAAUAAUGGAGGGAAAAUAUCGAUUGGGGUUGAAUCGAAGCCAAAACAAUGCAUUAUUGUGAAUUGUUUGACUGAAAUUUAGGUUUUAUUUGAGCGGAUUAGGGUUUUUCGAAUCGUGAUUUUGGUGGCUAUUCUUCAACAAUUUGAUCCAAUGCUUUUGCUGAAUGACCGUGGUAAUAAUGGAUUUUCAUCAAAAUCAGGCUGGUGAUUAUUCGUCCAAUGCAUGUUGGCUGUGAUCUGCUUGUUUUAAGUCGUUUCAGCCAGCCAUGGAAUGCUCGAGAAACUACCUCGAAAAGAGAAACCCACAUACCAGCAACUGAAAGACAAAGAAAACCCAUGAUAAUGAAUAACUUCACUUAGACAAGGCGGUGAGUGGGAAUGGAUGCAGUGCACAACCAUGGAAGUAAAAACCACGCGAAAACAUUUCUAGAGGCCGAAAAUAUAGAGGAAGACGAUGAGUGGGUUCUUCUCAGUCAAGGAAAAAUUUCUAGCAAUGAAGAAGAUAGAUUUGCUGAGUCUUCUGAUUCUUCUUCCUCUGAUUCAUCUUCUGAUGACCUCGAAUUGGGUUUCAGAGGGGAGCCAAAAAUGGGACAGAAAGUGAUUCUUGAGCCUUCACCAGCUAUUCCCGAGCCCGAUUGCAUGGCUGAUGGGCAUGGCUAUGAACGGCCCAUGCUCUUGCGACUGACUGAGGGAGGACAUAGAGCAUCUGUGAAAAAGGUUGGCGAUGACUCUACCCAAAUAAGUCGGACAAGUCAGAAGAAAUGGUAUUCAUGCAUCUGCUGCUGCCAAUUCUGCUUUGGAGAGGAUACUUUCAAGCAGGCCACUGAAAUCUCAGACCCAAUUCCAGAAACUUGAACAUCCUCUUAUGAUACUUCCUCCUCCUCAAGAGUUAUUAGCGGCAGAGACUCCAAUGAAAAGCUUCCUCUUCUUUGAAUCAUGGCAGUUUGAAAUGAUUUCACCUUCUUGGGGUGUGCCAGAAUUAGUAGUUGUCUCAAUAGCUCUCGCCUCCCUCUUCACCUCCGUCUUCUUCUUCCAUUGGCCACGACGGUAAACUAAGAAGCUUUCAUGGAGGAUUUCACUCUUUUUGGGAUCCGAUUCCAGGCUUUCUUUGUCAGUUUCUUGUAUUCCUCCAAAUUUCCUUGAGAUUGAGAAAGAAUGGGUAAGUGAUGCACAGUUUGUUUGAUGCUUUUUGAAACUCCCUUAAUCUCUGUCUCUGCAAAUCUUUACUUUCGGACCUGGCAGUUUUGUUCUUUCUUGUUCCAGAUCUAGUGACCAACCAAUUUGAGAGGGGAGAGAGAGGACAAUGUUCUUUCGAGCUCUCCUCUGUUAUGGUGCUAUUGGUAUGGUAUGACAAACUUUCCACAGAAUUCAUCUGUGCGCCAUUGCUGGAAUAUUGGACCUGCAGGUUCCUCUCAUACUUUCUGGCGAGUACAGGCUUUUCCGGUGGCUGAAUCCCUCUCCAAUCUCUCUUUGGGUGGCACCUCAUGUGGCCAAACGGAGUCUUCAUCGAGGGAAAUUUCUUGGUGCACAGAGCACACACUGGUUCUUGUUGGGUAUGCUUUGUUGUUUUCUCUAUUGUUGUGCUCUUUCUUUCUCCUCUCGUGCUCAUCUUUCAAACCUAUCUUAUCACUGUCAGUGAAACCUGCAAAAACACAAAACCAUCAAACUUCGAUUUGAGAAAAACCCAUACCACAAUACUUCGAUUAUAAAAGAACCGAUAUCAAAAAAAAAUGAUUCAGAAAGACGUAUUCAAGGAAAUUAUUAGAAAAAAUCUUGAUUAAAAAAGUACACAGACAAGGCAAAGAAUCUUGAUUAAGGAAAACAUUAGGAAAGAACCCAUAUAAUAAAACCUUGAUUAAAAAAGUACCCGUACAAGGAAAAUAUUCUUGAAAGAAGUAGCUCAAGAACCUGCAAAAACUUACCAUAA